Anastrepha ludens (Mexican fruit fly) is the source of this 1359-nucleotide messenger RNA. RefSeq names its product loricrin-like. NCBI's taxonomy places the organism in Eukaryota, Metazoa, Arthropoda, Insecta, Diptera, Tephritidae. Bases 1 to 1359 code for a protein of 452 amino acids. The record is from RefSeq and is a predicted model, not a curated record. The transcript has 2 exons.
AUGUCGAGAUCUCCGCCAGAGACCAAUGGUGUUUCGGUGCGCAAUUCUGCUGAAACCAAAUAUUCGUCCAAUCCAAAACUCUUCCUUGCUGCCACUCUUGCCUUGGUCGCCUUCGUUGCGGCUGACGUCAGCCAUUUGUCGAGGUCAUACUUGCCACCAACUGCCAACUACGGUGGUCCUUCCUUAGGUGGUAGUGGCGGCGGAGCAUAUUCCUCAGGCGGUUCGGCAGGUGGCUCACACUCCUCAAGUGGGGCUGUUGGUGGCUCAUACUCUUCUGGUGGCUCAGGAGUUGGUUCUUACUCAUCAGGUGGUGGUGGCUCCUCUUAUUCUGCUCCAUCUAACGAAUACUUGCCACCUUCACAAAGCUACUCAGCACCCGCAACAGUAUACUCCACCCCUGCACCAGCCCCAGCCCUAGCUUCAGCGCCAGUAUACUCUGCACCAGCUCCAACGCCAGUCUAUUCUGAACCAGCGCCUGCUUCAGCACCUGCCUCUUCUGCACCAGUCCCAGUCCCAGCCCCAGCUUCAGCGCCAGUAUACUCUGCACCAGCUUCAGUUCCAAUAUAUUCUGCAGCCGGUCCAGUGGCCGCAUACUCGGCUUCAUCACAGGUUUCAGUUGGUAAUAAUGGUGGUUAUUCUUACUCAAACGGCGGCUCAGCUAGUGUGUCUGGCGGUUCUUCUGAACACUCCACCCCAGCUCCAGGUUUAGUAUAUUCUGCGCCAGUACCUGCUUCAAAUCCAGUACACUCUGCGCCUGCUCCGUCUCCAGUAUAUUCUGCACCAGCCCCUGGGCCUGUUUCUUCAAGUCCAUCAUAUUCUUCAGGCGGAAAUGGUGGUGGUUAUUCAUACCCAAGCAGCGUCUCAGUUACUGUGUCUGGCGGUUCUUCAGAAUACUCCGCCCCAUCUCCUGGCUCAGUAUACUCUAUUCCAGUACCCGCUCCAGCUCCAGUACACUCUGCGCCUGCUCCGUCUCCAGUAUAUUCUGCACCAGUUUCUUCAAGCGGUAAUGAUGGUGGCUACUCUUACUCAAGCGGUAGUUCAGCUGGUGUCUCGGGCGGUUCUUCUAGCUACACUGCCCCCGCUCCUGCUCCAGCCCCAGCGUACUUUACUCCCGCCUCAACUCCCGUACCAGCUCCGGUUUACUCGGCCCCAUCCCAAUCCUCCGGCGGGAGUGAUGGCGGUUACUCAUACUCCAGCGGUGAUUCAGCUGGUAGCUCUGCUGGUAUUUAUUCUAGUGGUGGCUCUUCUGGAUACUCUGCUCCUAGCUAUUCAUCAGGUGGUUACUCAUACUCGUCAGGUAGUUCGUCCGACUCGUCGAGCGGCUCAUCAUACUCUGGUAACAAUGUUGGUACUCAGUAA